AUGGACGAAUCCAGAAGAGUGAUGAUGUCUCCCUCGGUAAAGUCAGUCCCUGCUAAAGGAGACCCUCCCGAGGGGGCCUGCAGCCCACAUUCGGGAACGGUACACGAGCACUGGGCUCCCCCUUUCUGCCUGCCCUCCAAGCGAGCCGAGCUCCAGUCAGGCAGCGAAGCCGGGGGGCUCGGCAGGGGCGGCGGGGCCAGCGCUGGGACAGCCGGCGGGGCUGCACCGCCCAAAGCCGAGCCCGCGGGCAAGAUCAGAGAGCGCGGCAGGGCCAGCCUGCUCCGGCCGCGGCUCCACGAGCGAGCGGCGGCGGAGGAAGGCGGCACCGCCGGGCGGUACCGGCGGCGCAGGGUCCGCCUGGACUCCACCAGGCUCCGGCCAGGCAAGCCCUGCGGGCAGAACCCCGGCGGGAGCAGCAGCGGCACUGCCCGGGGUCCGUGCCCGGCCCUGGGGCACCGCCGGCGGGGGCGCCCCGCAGCUGCCCGGGGCCGGGCCGGGGCAGGGGCCCGAGGGGCGCUCACCGUCCCGUCCAUGCUCCGCUCCCGCCGCGGCCGUCCGCGUGCGGAGCGCCUGCGCGGCGCUGCGGAGAGCGGCCAGGGACCGUCGGUAAAAGUGCAUCUCGCCCGCCGCACCGGGGCGGAGGGUCCCGCACCGGGAGCCCGGCCCCGGCCGCGCUGCGGCGGCGGGAGGGGCGGCGCAGCCGCGGCCCCUGCCCCGCUCCCAGCCCGCGGGGGCGGUGCGGCACGGAGCUCCUCCCGGGGACAGGUGGGUGCGGCGCCCACGCCCUCCCAGCCCUACGGGCCGCUCCGGCUCUGCCGCCUCGACGGAGCUCGAGAGGGACGGACCGGCUUUAGGUCCGCGCCGCCGCCGCCAGGGUCCCCAGCCCCCGCCGCCCCUGCUUCCGCCGCCACAGGCACCCCGUUCUCUCCCCAGCAGCGCCCCCAGCACCCCGGAGCCCCCUCGCUGUGGCAGCCCCCAGCCCCGCACCCAGCGCCCAGCACUCACCGCCGCCCCCUGCCGCCCCCGCCGCCGCAGCCCCGGCGCCCUCGCAGCGCUCCGGCCGCCGCCGCCGCCGCAGCCUCCGCGCGCUCCCCAGCGCCGCCUGCCGGCCCCGCUCCGCAUCACCCCCGGGCCGCAGGGCCCGACGCAGAGCCCCCGCCCCGCCCGGCCCGGCCCCAGCACGGCCCGGAGCGCUUCCGACCGCUACCGAGAGGGACUCGCACCCACAGCGACCGGGCCGGGGUUCACCGGGAGGCAGUGAGAAUUCCAGUGGCGAUGGGGACGGGAGUAGCAGGAUGA
Molecule: messenger RNA, 1299 nt
Organism: Camarhynchus parvulus
Lineage: Eukaryota; Metazoa; Chordata; Aves; Passeriformes; Thraupidae
Product: basic salivary proline-rich protein 1-like
Exons: 1
Coding region: 1-1299 (432 amino acids)
Source: RefSeq, a predicted model, not a curated record